This is a messenger RNA of Chrysochloris asiatica (Cape golden mole), 834 nucleotides long. RefSeq names its product activator of basal transcription 1 (gene ABT1). The record is from RefSeq and is a predicted model, not a curated record. Gene Ontology annotation, biological process: endonucleolytic cleavage to generate mature 5'-end of SSU-rRNA from (SSU-rRNA, 5.8S rRNA, LSU-rRNA); endonucleolytic cleavage in ITS1 to separate SSU-rRNA from 5.8S rRNA and LSU-rRNA from tricistronic rRNA transcript (SSU-rRNA, 5.8S rRNA, LSU-rRNA); endonucleolytic cleavage in 5'-ETS of tricistronic rRNA transcript (SSU-rRNA, 5.8S rRNA, LSU-rRNA). The transcript has 3 exons. NCBI's taxonomy places the organism in Eukaryota, Metazoa, Chordata, Mammalia, Afrosoricida, Chrysochloridae. Gene Ontology annotation, molecular function: RNA binding. The coding region runs from base 1 to 834 and encodes 277 amino acids. Gene Ontology annotation, cellular component: nucleolus.
AUGGAGGUAGAAGACUCAGAGAAGGAAGUGGCGGAGGAAGAGCCGCUGGAAGGGGGAGCUCAAGAAUCAGAGCCGAAGGAGGAGCAGGAAGAGCUGGAAGAAGAGCAGGAGGAGCUCAGCAGUAAAAAACGGGUAGUGCCUGGAAUUGUGUAUUUGGGUCACAUCCCGCCGCGCUUCCGGCCUUUGCAUGUACGCAACCUGCUCAGCGCCUACGGUGAGGUCGGUCGUGUCUUUUUCCAGCCAGAGGAUGGGUUCGUGCGGCGUAAGAAAAAGAAGGCUGCAGCUGCGGCCACUGGAGAGAAAAAGCGGUCCAAAUACAGCAAGGACUACACCGAGGGCUGGGUGGAGUUCCGGGACAAGCGUGUAGCCAAGCGCGUGGCGGCCAGUCUGCACAACACGCCCAUGGGCGCCCGUAGGCGCAGUCCCUUUCGCUAUGAUCUAUGGAACCUCAAGUACCUGCAUCGUUUCACCUGGUCCCACCUCAGUGAACACCUGGCCUUUGAGCGCCAGGUGCGCCGACAGCGCCUGAGGGCCGAGGUUGCCCAGGCCAAGCGUGAGACUGACUUCUAUCUUCAAAGUGUGGAGCGGGGAAAGCGUUUCUUAGCUGCAGAUGGGGAUCCCGCCCGCCCCAAUGGCUCCUGGACCUUUGCCCAGCGCCCCACCGAGCAGGAGUUGAGGGCCCGGAAGGCAUCCCGGCCAGGUGGUCGUGAACGGGCUCGUCUAGCUAAUGCCCAGGACCAAGCACGCUCCAACCGAGGGCUCCUUGCGAGGAUCUUUGGAGCUCCACAGCCCUCAGAAGGCACAGAGGGACUCUCAGUGCCCAGGGACUCCUGA